Messenger RNA from Solanum dulcamara, 1170 nucleotides. RefSeq lists its product as uncharacterized. Bases 1 to 1170 code for a protein of 389 amino acids. NCBI's taxonomy places the organism in Eukaryota, Viridiplantae, Streptophyta, Magnoliopsida, Solanales, Solanaceae. The transcript is spliced from 3 exons. The record is from RefSeq and is a predicted model, not a curated record.
AUGGGAUUUGGGGAAACCUUCAUAGACAUGGUAUGGAGAAUAAUGUCUAACAAUUGGUACUGUGUCAUCAUAAAUGGCAGCAGGCAUGGUUUUUUCCAUUCAAUAAGAGGUCUCAAACAGGGAGACCCACUCUCUCCUGCUCUCUUUGUUCUUGGUGCAGAGGUGCUGACCAGAAUAUUAAACAACCUUCAUCAGCACUAUCUAUACACUGGUUUUCAAAUGGAGAACAGGGGUCCUCAAAUUAACCACUUGAGUUUUGCAGAUGACAUUAUUAUUUUCACCUCAACUUCUAAGUAUUCCCUUCAACUCAUCAUGAAGACUCUUCAGAUGUAUGAAGGCAUUUCUGGACAGUUUAUUAAUAAGGACAAAAGCCAAAUCUUGAUCCCUACCAACACACCUGAUGAUAUAAUUGAUAGAGUAGUGUCCAUCACUGGUUAUAAAUGCACUCAUGGUCCUAUGACAUACUUGGGAUGUCCAUUGUAUAUAGGAAGACAAAGGGUCAUAUAUUUCACUAGUAUAGUCGCAAAAGUGAUUGCUAAAAUUCAAGGGUGGCAGACAAAGAUGCUAAGCUAUGGGGGUAGAGCCACUUUGAUCAAAUCAGGUUGGGAUAAGGAGAAAAGGAAGUACCACUGGGCCUCUUGGGAAACCCUUAGCUUACCAUAUGAGGAGGGAGGGAACUGCAGUUUCUGGUGGGAUGAUUGGCUGGGUAUUGGCUCUUUAGCCAAUCACUAUGAAUAUAUUCCAAGAUUCAACAACUCCACUGUCUCCAUGUUCUUGACAAAUGGAAAAUGGAAUGAAGAGAAAAUCAGGAAACAGGCCCCUCAACACAUGAUACACACAAUUCUCAAUACUGAAAUCAUGUACCAACAAAACACAUUAGAUCAAGCUCAAUGGAAGCUGCAAUCACAUGGAAAUUUCACUUGUAAAUCAGCUUGGGAAAAUGUGAGAAAGAAAAAAAAUAAGACAUUGACAGAUAGGAUGACAUGGCAUACUAACAUCCCUUUCAAGGCUUCAUUCUUGCUUUGGAAAGCAUUGAGACACAAACUGCCAACCAAUGAUAAACUGAUUUCUUUUGGGAGAGAAACUGCAGAGUGCUCAUGCUGCUACAGGCCUGGUUUGGACAACAUAAAUCAUAGUUUUGUCUCUGGAAGCUUUGCUAAACACAUCUGA